AUGAGCGCCAAAAAAGUCCUCAUCGUCCUCUCCUCUCGCGACAGCAUCACGGUGACCAGCUCCGACGGCAGCACACGGCAGCAAGCGACCGGCUUCUUCCUCAAAGAGCUAGCCCAACCGCUCCUCCGGCUCCUCGCGGCAGGCUACACCCCGGUAUUUGCCAACGCCGACGGCAGCAAGCCGGCGCUGGACCCGCUGUCCGACAACGCGCUGUGGUUCCUCUCGUUCACCGAGAAGGCGCGCGAGAAGGAGCUGCUCGAGAAGAUGGCCGUCGAAAGGAACUUCGCGCAGCCGAAGAGGUUCGCUGAGCUGCGGGAUCAGCAGCUGCAGGAGUUUGCGGGCGUGUUUGUGCCUGGUGGACAUGCGCCCAUGGAGGAUCUGGGGGUGGAUACGGAGCUGGGGAGGAUUAUGGGCUGGUUUCAUGAGAAGCGUCUGCCGACUGCGGUGAUCUGCCAUGGCCCCAUAGCCCUGCUCUCUGCACACUCCCCCGCCGACCCCGACUCCUUCCCGUACAAGGGAUACAAAGUCACGUGCUACUCCAACAAGGAGGAAAUCACGAACGAGUUUAUGUGGGGUGGGAAGCUACCGCGGUGUGAGGAUGCGCUGAAAGAAGUGGGAUGCGACGUUGAGACGCCAAUGGUACCGCUGAUGCCGAAGGUGGUGGUAGACCGCGAGCUCGUGAGUGGCAACGGCCCGACUAGUGCCGAUCAACUGGGCGAGAAGUUUGUCGAGAUGUUAGAGAAGGGCGUGGGCAAUGUUUAA
Molecule: messenger RNA, 762 nt
Organism: Tricharina praecox
Lineage: Eukaryota; Fungi; Ascomycota; Pezizomycetes; Pezizales; Pyronemataceae
Product: ThiJ/PfpI family protein
Exons: 2
Coding region: 1-762 (253 amino acids)
Source: RefSeq, a predicted model, not a curated record